AUGCUGCUGCCGGCCUGGGAAAUGCGUCUCUACGGGCUCCUUGCCGUGGGCUCUCACCUCUACGCUUUCUAUGAAGCGCACCAAGUGUCCCAAAGGUAUGAAGCUGCAAUGGACAGAAGGUUUGGGCUGGAACCAGGGACUCUCUUUUGGGGCCUCAAAAAGGACCCCAUGGACUUUGAGUGGAGCUACUGGAUUGAAUGGGGAAGGGAACGUAUACUGUGGCUUCUGGCUGGUCACCUGCUGGUAUCACAAGUGUCUAGGCUCUUGGUGGAGAAGUAUAAACCAUGGUGCUUGAUGGUUUAUGGAAUGGCUGCCUGCUGGUUGUUACUGGGAAUCAAGGGCUUUGCUGUCAUUUUGUUACAUGCAACUAUUUCGUUUGCUGUGGCUCAAUUUCAGCUGUCACUCCUGACAUGGUUGUGCUCCCUUACCCUACUAUCCACUUUACGCAUACCAGCUGUGGAAGAAGCCAAGAGGAAGUGGUACGACACAGAAAAUGAGUAUUAUCUGCUGCUCUUCACUGUGUCUGUCCGCUGUCUCUUCUGCACUAGCUUCAGCCUGGAGUACUGCUGGCAUGGACCUGCCCAGAAGUCAUCCCACUCCUUCUUGUGGAUGCUGGCAUAUGUGUUUUAUUAUCCCACGUUCCACAAUGGACCCCUUAUGAAUUUUGAUGAAUUCAGUAAACAGAUGAGGAGACAAGAAGCCUUCUGUUUCAAGACCAACCUCAGCAUCUUAAUCAUGGGCAUAAUUCGUAUUUUCUUUUGGUGGUGCCUGGCUGAGCUGAUGAUUCACCUCAUGUAUAUCCAUGCUCUCUAUAGCAGUGCUCCACCUUUGGAAUCUGCAUCAUACUGGGCUUUGGGUGGCCUGGCUUUAGCUCAAGUCCUGUUUUUUUAUGUGAAAUACCUGGUUCUGUAUGGUGUUCCUGCCCUCCUCCUUCAAAUGGAUGGACUGAAACCUCCUGCUCUGCCCUGCUGUGUGAGCCUGAUGCACAGUUUCACUAAAAUGUGGAG
Molecule: messenger RNA, 1007 nt
Organism: Phaethon lepturus (White-tailed tropicbird)
Lineage: Eukaryota; Metazoa; Chordata; Aves; Phaethontiformes; Phaethontidae
Gene: HHAT
Product: hedgehog acyltransferase
Exons: 7
Biological process (GO): protein palmitoylation
Cellular component (GO): endoplasmic reticulum
Molecular function (GO): palmitoyltransferase activity
Source: RefSeq, a predicted model, not a curated record